AUGGCAUAUGCUACGACUACCUCUCCGGUUCUGGAUGCCGACUCUGAAUCCAACUUAAAACUUGCAACAUCUCUCCCUCCGCCGACUUCCCUACACCAUGUUGUCACUUCUCUACCCUCUGGACAACAACCUUCCAACAUUUUCCCUUCUGGGCAACCGCCCUCCAACGCGCCAUCUUUCACCUCGUCCCCUAUCUCUACCCCAACAUCAUCAUUCCCUGCUCCCGACACUCCAUAUGCUUUUACACCCGCUGGUACUCCAUUCCAAACUGCCAGCGAAGGACUCCGGGGCCGAGUAACCGGUCUAUCAUUACCCACACCAGGCCCUCUCGAGCUGGGUGAAUCAAUGAUGGCUAUUCCUGGCAAUGCGAGCCCUUCCAGCUUCAAUGAUCCAGCGGCCUCUUCAAAAGCGCCAGGCCUGAUGCGACGGAUCUCUCGCGGUGCUGCCAACAAACUUACCCGCAGGAGACAAUCCGCCACUCAGAAUGAAAAGCGCGAUCGAAGCACCGGCCCCAUCAUCAUGCGGCGCCGGAGUGACAGUAAAAAUGGACCUCAACCUGUCCGUGAUAGCGCGCUUGACUCUAGCAACGAGGAUGAGACCGGCGAAAGUUUGGAUAAUCUGGGCGCCUGGGGCGGCUCGGAGGCAUCCAGCCUUCGAAGCGAAAGCCGUAUGUCUGCUGCUCGUGAGGCCGGGCCUCCUGCUGCGGUUGUCAUCGCCCCCAAGGUAGACUCGGCCGUUCAGCGCGGUACCGUCCUCACAAAAGUUACCAAGAAGCGCAGAAAGCAAGUGCGCUUCUUUUUGGACCUUGAUGCUGCCAAGGUCUUCUGGGAUGUCUCCAAUCCUGCGAAGCGCUUCUACAUUGAUGACAUCAAGGAAAUCCGGGUCGGCCCCGAUGCUCGCAAUUAUCGGGAAGAGCAUCAGAUCCCGGAAGACCUGGAGCGCCGUUGGUUUACCAUUGUGAUCGCGGAUUCCGAUCGCUCCAAGGGCCGCACGGUCAAGACUCUACAUCUUAUUGCCCCCAGCGAUCGUAUUCUUGAUUUGUGGAUCACUACACUCGAACACAUCUCCCGCUACAGAAUUGGCCUCAUGGCUGGUCUCGCUGGUUCGACUCAAAGUGAAGCUGUUCUGCAGGCUCACUGGCAACGUGAAAUGUCAAGAUUAUUCCCUCAAGGACCUCCCCCAGCUGAAGAUCAAAGUCUUGAUUAUGCAGCCGUGGAGAAAGUAUGCCGCAGUCUGCAUAUCAACUGUUCCAAGAAUAUGCUUCGCGCACAAUUCACCAAGGCUGACUCUGCGCGAAACGGAAAACUGAAUUUUUCCGAGUUCAAAGAUUUCCUCAUGCGUUUGAAAGAACGCAAGGACAUUAAGGAUAUAUUUAAGCAUCACACUGCCAACACAAAAGAAGGAAUGAGCCAGGAUGAAUUCCUGACUUUCCUCCGUGAUGUGCAAAAUGAAGACGUUGACUCUGAUCGUGCUUAUUGGGCUGCACUAUUUGACAAGACUGUUCGACGAUCUACCAAAUCCCGAACCCCCUCCGCUGAAGGUUCUGAACUCAUUCCACCUGUGAUGCAUAUGAACCUGGAUUCUUUCUCCACGUUUUUGGCUUCGUCCAGCAAUGGGAUUUAUGCAUCACAUGCUCCACAGUCAAGAUUCGACCGCCCAUUGAACGAGUACUUCAUCUCCAGCUCCCACAAUACGUACCUUCUCGGCCGCCAGGUGGCUGGCGCCUCGAGCACCGAAGCCUACGUGAGCGCACUUCAACAAGGAUGCCGCUGCGUCGAGAUUGACUGUUGGGAUGGCGCGGAUGGACGCCCGAUUGUUUCCCAUGGCCGCACUUUGACCACCAGCGUCCUCUUUGCUGAUUGUAUCACUGUCAUCAACCGAUAUGCCUUUAUUUCAUGCGAUUUCCCUCUGAUUCUCUCUCUUGAAGUUCACUGCAAUCCGGAACAGCAAUUAGCGAUGGUCAAGAUCAUGAAGGAGACUUUCAAGGACCAGCUCAUCCUUGAACCCUUGAUGACGAACUGUCAUAUCCUUCCAUCGCCCGAGGAAUUAAAAGGUCGCAUCCUGGUCAAGGUCAAGACCUGUGAUGAGACCGAAUUCGAUCCUCGCCAGGACACAGUCAGCUCUGUUGGCACGCACGGCCGCAAGCGCAGUGCCAGUACGCCUUUCGUGCGACCAGCACCUUCGGAAUUGCCUCUUCCAUCCUUGUCCAGCCCCCCUACUAUUGGAUCUGUCGACGGCAUCGGUCCUCUGAUUUCACAGGAUAGAAGAUCCCUCACUGCGACGAGUAUGAGCAGCGCCACUGAGGACAGUGACGGGGCUCUGGUGUCCAUUCAGAAUGACAAGAAGAAGAAACGUCGCCAGAAAAGCAAGAUCACCAAGCCCUUAUCCGACUUGGGCGUUUACACCCGCGGCUACAAAUGGCACAGUUUCUCAUCCCCAGAGAGCAGGCGUUACAAUCACAUCUACUCAUUCGCCGAACGCUCUUUCGAGGGCAUUACCCAAAACCAUGAGAAUAAAGUUGCACUCGAGACACACAACCGCAAGUAUCUCACGCGUGUGUAUCCUUCCGGGUUCCGACUUCGUUCUUCCAACUUUGAUCCGAAUAAGUUUUGGCGCCGUGGUGUACAAAUGGCAGCGCUGAACUGGCAAACAUACGACAUUGGCAUGCAAAUGAAUCAGGCUAUGUUCGCGGCUGGCACCGAUCGCACCGGCUACAUCCUCAAGCCUGAAAGUCUUCGCCUACCUGCCAGUGAAGAUGGAACCCAGAAGCGCAAAACGGAGCGCAAAAUGGUUCGGUUCUCCGUCGAUGUCAUCUCUGCCCAACAGCUGCCGCGCCCUCGUACGAUUGGCCAGGAUGACAGCAUCAACCCUUACGUUGAGAUUGAGAUGUUCAGUGCGGAUGACCGUGGCCAAAGUUUCGUUCUUGGUGAGGGUGGUAUGGAUGCUUCGGCACGCAAUGGCAUGUCUGGAAUUGGUUACCCACACCGUCGGCGCACCAAAAUCGAGCAAAGCAAUGGCUACAGCCCUGUUUUCAACGACAAGUUCAAGCUGUCGCUGGAAACAAAAUAUCCCGACCUAGUCUUUGUUCGGUGGACUGUUUGGAGCUCACUGGACGGUCGCAGCGCUGGAAACAACAACAGCGUGCAGUUGGCCACCUUUACUGCCAAGCUUACUAGUCUAUCACAGGGCUACCGCUACCUGCCUCUGUACGAUAACAGUGGUGACCAGUACUUGUUCUCAACUCUCUUCUGCAAGAUCUUUAAAGAGGACCCUGUUCCUGUUCAGCGUUUGGACCUCGAAGAGCUCCGCGCUGAGCGUAUGGGAAUCUUCCGCCAGAUCGGCCAAACUGUCUUCAAGCGCUCUUCCUCGGCUGAACGUGACAGGGAUCAAGCGCAGGAUCGCAGUGAGCCCGUAAGCCCCGAAGACAGGGACUGCUCACCCAAUCUGACACCCACCGUGUCGACAACCUCCAACUCUUCAUUCUUGCAAUGA
Messenger RNA from Penicillium salamii, 3492 nucleotides. The record is from the annotation of a GenBank genome assembly. NCBI's taxonomy places the organism in Eukaryota, Fungi, Ascomycota, Eurotiomycetes, Eurotiales, Aspergillaceae.